Gadus morhua (Atlantic cod) is the source of this 2178-nucleotide messenger RNA. It is a transcript of the gene csf1b, whose product is annotated as colony stimulating factor 1b (macrophage). NCBI's taxonomy places the organism in Eukaryota, Metazoa, Chordata, Actinopteri, Gadiformes, Gadidae. Gene Ontology annotation, cellular component: membrane. Gene Ontology annotation, molecular function: growth factor activity; cytokine activity. The record is from RefSeq and is a predicted model, not a curated record. The transcript is spliced from 9 exons. Bases 36 to 1007 code for a protein of 323 amino acids.
UUCUAUGCAAACUGAGUCUGCAGGAGGAGCACAUUAUGUUUGGGGGGAUCGGCAUGAGAUGUAGUAUCGUCAGUUUUGCCUCGCAGCAUUCCCUUUCACCACGAGUGGGACUAAAUACAAAAAACGCAUUUAUCUGCCUCAAUGUGUGUGACAGAGGAGUCUGCUCUUGUUCUUUGCCAAACAUAUACCAGAUGACCAGCCUGGUGCCCUCCCUGAUUCAGAGCAAAACCAAGGUCAAUUGUCUGUGUGUGCUUGUGUUCCUGAGCUUCCCCCUCACCAUGGGUGAGGUGCCCGGCCCCUGCAGACAUUCCAUAACCAGGGAGCACCUCAUGACGCUCAGACACCUGAUGGAUAACCAGUUUAGUAGUGGGUGUAUGAUUACCUACACAUUUAUAGAGCGGAAGGAUUUGAGCAAAUGUUGCUUUGUAAAAGCGGCCUUACCGUGGAUCUUGGAGCUGCUUGCGACCCACUUCAAGUACAGCAGGGGCUCGGUUAACGAGGGUUACGUUCAGUCUCUGAGGGCGCUCAUUCUCAACAUCUACUCUCAGAAAUGUGUUCCUCAGAUUAACGAGGAAGUUGAGGACAAACCAGAAAGUUUUGAAGUGUCCUUUCAACAGUCUCCUCUCGAAGCACUUAGGAGGGCCUUGGAGGUGUUGUCUGUCUACUGGGAGCUUAUGACCACCAUGGAGGGGCCUGUAGACUGGCAGUGUGAGAGUGAAUACACUGUAGCCUUUGUGGUCAGCACAGAAGUACCUACCAACCUGCCCACCGUCCACUUUACAACAGACAGGGCUGAGAAGUACUCAAUGAACGCGUCCCCGAGACGUUUGGAAACAGAUUUUUAUAAACUUGGCUUUAUAAUCACUUCCAUCUGCGGAGGAAUUCUGAUUAUAUUCUUCCUCUCCUACAUGUUCUUACAAAAGAUUCGGCGGAGACAUGCAGAUCACAGACCUGGAGCCAUGAUAAUAUUCAGCAGAGAGCUGCAAACCACAGUUCUGGAGGCAUGAUAAUGGAGGAGCUCCCAGAACUUAAAGGCAAUGACAGCACAUGAAUUGAGCAGUGUAUGACGAACACAUGAAGGUGAACAUUCGAUUGAUUAAUCAUCAAGGACACAAGAGUUAACAUAUUUUCAUAUGUAUAAUGUACCAUCUGAACCAUAUGUCAUCAGAGCUUGGCUUUAAGUGGAAGCAAGAGUUUUUAUUUAGAAUAAUGUGCUUUGCAUAUUAAUGUUUAUGCUGUAUCCAUGGCUUAUAUUUUUCUAUUUAGUUGAGAAAACAAAAUAUUUAUUUUUACAAUAGUUAUCUAUGUUGAACAAUUUGUCUAUCAUAUGUAACAUAAACACUUUCUUAUCUAUUGUUAAAGCUGUUUCCCAAAUGUUUCAACCACUAAUUUAUUAUAUGUUAAAACUGUCUGUAUAAUAAUAAUCUAUUGAUGCAUUAAAAAUCCAUAUUAAAUUACCUCUGCAACGCUUUGAUAACAGUGGGAAUGAAAUGUGACACCCAACAAAAUCCCUUUGAGACAUCCGAUCUAUUAACACUAGUGGAUUGGUUAAGGUCGUGAUCCUUUUAUUGCCUGUUGGUUUAACUUUCCAUUUCAUAAGACUCUCAAAGCUCCAGCCAAACUUCAAAAGAGUGGGCCUUUUUAGGAGGCCUACCCUGCCAAAAAUAAUGUUAACCAAGGCAUCCUCCUCUUAAAAAGAUUCUGGGGAACAAUAAAAACAUACUGGCUAUAAGGAAAGAAAACAAAACAUAUGAUUAAACUUUGUAUUAAAUGUUUAAUACUUUGGAUUACGUAAACCAUGAUCAAAGCCUGGCAACAAUACAUUAUGUUAUUAAAGGCAGUAAAAAAUAAUGGAAUGUGGCGUUUCUGAUUCUUAAAGGAUAAAGGGGUUUAUAAUGCUGUCUUUCAGACAGGUGAGCAUUAUAUGUUGCGUAACAACUGUUUUGUUUUCAUAGUGAUAGCAUGACAUGUGGAUCCCAGAGGAUUACAUCCCUGACCUUUUUUGUGGAAAUGGCUGCUACAUGUGAUCAUGUGCAUGUGUGGGGCCUAAAGCCUAUAUUUUAUCUCUGUCACAAUACAAAUCCCUCGAAAGUCCAAAAAUAUGUGAGGAGUGGAUUGUAAAAAAAACUUCAAAGAUUACUACUGAUCAUUGUAAAUAAAAGUAUAGUUGAUGUGCAA